AUGUCGCCUCCUCGGCGUCGCUCGUCUCGACUUCGGGGCAGUACUGCCACGCCAAAGCCCACGAGCUCUAACUCAAGCCGCCCUGACUCUCUCAUCGAACACGAUGAAUCUCCAAAUAGCAAGCCACAGCCCAAUCUUAAUGCCAUUCUCUCCUCCCCCUCCGUUCCUCGAACGCCCGCAACUGCCGCCCGUCCAAAGCCGUCGCUGGAAGAUAUGCAUCCAAGCAAGGCUCACCAAAGUACUGCCAAAGAACCGGACUCUGGUUUGAGACUCGGAUUCACGGAUAUUAAGCCAACUACCAAUGGCCAGCCCUCUGGAAUCACACAGCAUACCCCUUCGAAAUCUGGAAUCUCAUCUGCUUUUGAUUUUCGGUUUGCUCGUCCUAUCCCUCAACUCGGCCCUGAGGCUCAGCGAAUGAUGGAUGAACUGCGGGAAGAAGCUUUACGAAUUAAGACCAAGCUCGCAGCCGAAAAGGAGGAGCGUAAGCGUCGAGGCGAAGAAGAGGAUACUGGUGUCGGUGGCCGCAAGAUCGCACAACCCAAAGGCAAGGUUGGUCGAUACAGCGAUGUACAUAUGGCGGAGUUCAAGAAGAUGGAUUCGAUUGCUGGGCAUGCGUCUUCUUUCAGAGCUCAACCUGAUCGGUUCCCGUCGCCCGCAAAGAAUCUCAAGCGGACACAGUCUCGAGCAAAACUGGACGAGCGGGAGGAUAUCUCUGCCAAGGAUCUUCACGUCGCCGAGAACUCGGGCCGUACAGAACGAUUGGAGAAUACUGCACCAUCCAAGCGUUCACGAAAGGGUAUCACCGAUGAUACUUCGUCUGCUCGACCGGUUUCUAGAGGCAACACCGCCAAAGUGUCGACUCCGGACCGCCCACGCUCGUCAAACUUCCUUGAGUCGAUCACCACACCUACCCAGGCCUCUCUAGCUCGAGCCGCCAGUGCCAAGCGCCCUGGUACCCAAAUCCCCACUUUGUCAAGAUCUCCAUCAAAGCCAUGCCUCACCAACACGCCUCGUCGUCUUACCAAAUCUGCGACCACCAAUAAUCUCAGUGGAUUUCCCCGCUCUGUACCAAAAAGCUUGCUGCGCAGUCCGGGUAGAUUCGAACGUGCUAGAUCUAUUCUCCGACAAGUUAGCGCAAGCGUAAAGAAACCUACUGUUACGGCAUCGUCUCUGCUCAGAAGCCCUAGCAAGCCAGCUUUCGAAAAGGCGCUACCCGCACUUCCCAAAACUCCUGGCGGGCCUGAUGGCUCCAAGAGCGUCAAGCAUGUCAACUUCACACCCGAUACUAUAAACCGUGCCGCAAACAUUCAGAACUCGCCAUCACCCAUGAAAUCCGGAAUACCUCGCUCGACUUCCAAGGCCAAUCUUCGUGCCAAGACGACACAGUUCAGCGCAACGGAGCCGGUUGAGGACAAAGUGCAAUAUCCAUCCCUAGGUUCCCACCCGAAUGUUUCCAAACGAUCCCGUGAAGUGGAAUACCCGUCCCUCGCAGGUGUUGGCGCGCUUCCCGACCCUUCUCGCACUGUGUCCCCCCAACGCCCACCACCAUCUGUCCCUAGCACAUUUACUUUCCGUAGCGACCACACCAUUGAUUUCGGAUCGUCUCCUAAAGGCUUCGGAUCAUAUUCCGGCCAGGCUAGCGUACGUCAAGUACGUCAGAGUUUAGCUCGUUCCGCAAUGCCAGGCACCUUCCCAGGAGGUAACAAGGAAAAUUCCGAGCCACUCCCUGCCUUGCCUCAUGGGAUGCUAAAUAAGAAGCGCAAACAUGUCGAGUCAGAUGAUGAGAGAGACGAUGAAUUCCAACGUUCUCCCAAGAAGCAGAAAGCUCAGGCGGCAGAAGGCGCGAUGCUUAUGGCCCCCAGAAUUCAGGCGGAGAAAAUGACGCCAAAAUCAAGACUUACGAGCCCGACCAAAAAGAAGGGCGGCCUGAGCCUUAGUCGUCUCAAUAUGCUUGCUCGACCAAAGAUGCGAAAGUAG
Molecule: messenger RNA, 1977 nt
Organism: Venustampulla echinocandica
Lineage: Eukaryota; Fungi; Ascomycota; Leotiomycetes; Helotiales; Pleuroascaceae
Exons: 2
Coding region: 1-1977 (658 amino acids)
Source: RefSeq, a predicted model, not a curated record